Molecule: messenger RNA, 3361 nt
Organism: Schizosaccharomyces cryophilus OY26
Lineage: Eukaryota; Fungi; Ascomycota; Schizosaccharomycetes; Schizosaccharomycetales; Schizosaccharomycetaceae
Product: phosphoribosylamine-glycine ligase
Exons: 2
Coding region: 888-3254 (788 amino acids)
Biological process (GO): 'de novo' IMP biosynthetic process; adenine biosynthetic process
Cellular component (GO): cytosol
Molecular function (GO): ATP binding; phosphoribosylformylglycinamidine cyclo-ligase activity; phosphoribosylamine-glycine ligase activity
Source: RefSeq, a predicted model, not a curated record
CGCGAAUAAAAAAAGAUACCUCACCAAAAAGUUUCGGAACGAUGCACCAUGGAAAAAGGGUGCACAAGUUGCUUGUAUGAAUGCUCUCUAGGAGAAAAUGCCUAAUUUUGACAGUUUGCUAUGGAAAAGUUUUGGUUGAAGAUUCCGAGUAGAGCUAUGUCCUGUUUGAAAAUGUAUUUAGUGAUGUGGAACAUAAAAGCGUAAGCGUUUUAACAAACUACAAGACACCUUUCGCUAAGCAAUAAACAAAGCAAAGAUUUCCUAAGAGAAGAGAAGCAGGGAAUGCUUUUUCUAAGCUGCUUGGCUCUUUCCCUUCCAAAAAUGGAUUUCUCCAAGAGAUUUUAGCCACCUUUCGUAAUUAUACUUUAUCCUGUUAAUAAAUGAGUACAAUCUUUUGUUUCAUUUCAGCUCUACUCCCAGGUUUGUCGAAAUCUCACACGCUCCCUUGUCUUAAGAGAUCUGAUUUGCAUGAUAUAUCUAUGAAAACACGUUGUCUGAGAUUCACCCAAUUCUAAGUUCCUGAUUCCUUUUCACCAAUUGUUUACUUUUCUUAUAAAAAAUUAUCAUUUCUACACGUUCGUUCAUUUCUCUGUUUAUUUACUUUUCCCAUCGUUCUGUCCAUUUAGUCUAUGUUCAGUCCAUUCAUCAAGGAAUGAUCGUCUUAUAAGAUUUACAUCUUUUAUCAGCACUAAAUGCCAUUAUCAACGCCAUCCUUCCGCUUCCCUCUUCAUCUUUACUGGACAUCAAGACGUCUCACUAAAUUAUAGAUGGGAAACGAUAUGAAUGAUUUCCUAGGAAAUUCCUUUUUGCUUGAAACAUCCAUUUCUAGGCUUUAAGCUUAAUUAUUUAAGCAACUUCUUUAGCUUGCAUUUUGUACAAAUACCAAUAUGGAACCAAUUGUGGGUCUCUUGAUCGGAAAUGGUGGACGCGAGCAUGCAUUGGCGUGGAAAUUUGCUCAGUCUCCUCUAGUUUCGAAAAUCUAUGUAGCACCAGGCACCGGAGGUACCGAGGCUAAGGGACCAGGAUCCAAGAUUGAAAAUGUAAACAUUGGAGUCUGCGAUUUUGAAAAGCUUGUCCACUUUGCUCUGGAGAACAAGGUUAAUCUUGCUGUCCCUGGCCCUGAGCUACCUUUGGUCCAAGGUAUCGAAACUCAUUUUCGCAAAGCUGGUAUUCCAUGCUUUGGUCCUUCUUCCUUGGCUGCUAGAAUGGAAGGUAGUAAGGUGUUCGCUAAAGACUUUAUGCAUAGAAACAACAUUCCUACAGCUGUGUACUGCACUUUUAGUGACUAUAAGGAAGCUGAGCAGUUUGUCAACACUUGCUCUUUUGAUGUUGUUAUCAAGGCCGACGGUUUGGCUGGUGGAAAGGGUGUUAUCAUCCCCAAAACAAAACAAGAAGCGGUUGACGCUUUGCGCGAUAUCAUGCUUAAUGAAGAAUUUGGUAGUGCUGGAAAGACGGUCGUCAUUGAAGAAUUAUUAGUAGGAGAAGAAUUAUCUGUCUUAACCUUUACCGACGGUUACAUAUGUCGAUCUCUUCCUCCUGCCCAAGACCAUAAGCGUGCUUUUGACGGUGAUCUUGGUCCUAACACCGGUGGUAUGGGUGCCUAUGCCCCAGCCCCUAUUGCUACUCCACAGUUGGUUGACAGAAUUCACUCCACCAUCAUCCAACCUACUGUUGAUGGAAUGCGCCGUGAAGGCUAUCCCUUGGUUGGUAUUCUCUUUACUGGUCUUAUGAUUACUGCUAAAGGACCUCGUGUCUUGGAGUACAAUGUCCGCUUUGGUGAUCCUGAAACCCAAGCAGUCCUUCCAUUGCUCGAGAGCGAUUUGGCUGAAAUCAUUCUGGCUUGUAUCGAACGACGCUUGGAUUCUGUCAAGGUUUCUAUAUCGAACAAGUUCAGCUGUGCUGUCGUUUGUGUAGCUGGUGGUUAUCCCGGCUCCUAUCCUAAAGGUGAUCCUAUUACAUUUUCAGAUACCCCAAAUGGAAAUAUCCGUAUCUUCCAUGCCGGCACUUCUCUUAAAGAUGGUCAAAUAGUCACUAGUGGUGGUCGUGUUCUAGCCGUGAAUGCAACCGGAGAAACCGUUGAGUCUGCUGUUAAACUGGCGUAUGAGGGAGUUCAAACUGUGCAAUACAAAGAUAUGUCUUACCGCAAGGAUAUUGCUCACCAUGCUCUCAAACCCUCAAAUGCCUUUAAGGAAAGUUUAACCUACGAGACAGCUGGUGUUUCCGUCGAUAACGGUAAUGAAUUUGUCCAACGUAUUAAAGAAAUGGUCAAAUCAACUCGACGCCCAGGUGCCGACGCUGAUAUAGGUGGUUUCGGAGGUGUUUUUGAUUUGAAGCGGGCCGGUUGGGAAGAUCCAUUACUGGUCAGUGCCACUGAUGGUGUCGGCUCAAAGCUUUUAAUUGCUUUACAUGCCAACAAGCAUGAUACUGUUGGUAUUGAUUUGGUAGCAAUGAAUGUCAAUGACCUUGUUGUUCAAGGUGCUGAACCACUUAUCUUUUUAGAUUAUUUCGCAACUGGCAAGUUAGAUCUUGCAGUUUCUACCAGCUUUGUCGAAGGUGUUGUUAACGGCUGCAAGCAAGCUGGUUGUGCCUUAGUGGGUGGAGAAACCUCUGAGAUGCCCGGUCUUUAUCACGAAGGACAUUACGAUGCCAAUGGUACUUCAGUGGGUGCUGUUCCUCGCCAGGCUAUGUUGCCCAACCAUCAAGCUUUCCGUUCUGGAGAUGUUUUGCUUGGUCUAGCUUCUGAUGGUGUUCAUUCCAAUGGUUACUCACUUGUUCGUCGAAUUGUAGAGGUGAGCGGCUUAGACUAUAAUUCUACGUGCCCUUGGGAUGAUAGCACUACUUUGGGUGUCUCCUUACUUACUCCAACUCGUAUUUACGUUAAGCCUUUGCUUCAAAUCAUCAAGAAGGGCUUGGUUAAUGGCAUGGCGCACAUUACUGGUGGAGGAAUUUUAGAGAAUGUGCCGAGAAUGCUUCCCAAGCAAUUUAAAGCCGUAAUAAAUGCAAAUACUUGGGAGGUGCCGGAAGUAUUCAAAUGGUUGCAGCGCACCGGUAAUGUUCCUGUGUCUGACAUGGCUAGAACCUUUAACAUGGGUAUUGGCAUGGUAGUUGUAGUUUCGUCUGAACAUGCCGAGGAAGCCAUUCAAGACUUGACUAACUCUGGUGAAACUGUCUAUCGUAUUGGAAGCCUAGUUGAAAAUAGUGACCACGAACAAUGCAGCUUGCUUAAUUUAAACAAGUGGGAGGCUCAUUAUUAACGUGUUAAGUUUUGCCGAAACAACCCUUAAUCUACAAAGGAAACAAACAUUUUAAUUAAUUUUUGGUAAUAGAUUUAAUAAUAUCCGCUUACUCAUAAUACGUCCAC